Messenger RNA from Neoarius graeffei (lesser salmon catfish), 2777 nucleotides. It is a transcript of the gene gata3, whose product is annotated as GATA binding protein 3. Lineage: Eukaryota; Metazoa; Chordata; Actinopteri; Siluriformes; Ariidae. Gene Ontology annotation, biological process: negative regulation of transcription by RNA polymerase II; immune system development; embryonic organ development. Gene Ontology annotation, cellular component: nucleus. Bases 571 to 1872 code for a protein of 433 amino acids. Gene Ontology annotation, molecular function: DNA-binding transcription factor activity, RNA polymerase II-specific; zinc ion binding; RNA polymerase II cis-regulatory region sequence-specific DNA binding. The transcript is spliced from 5 exons. The record is from RefSeq and is a predicted model, not a curated record.
UUAGAAGGUUUUACCGCUGCGCAUAAACACAGAUUUUGAUCAGUGCGUUAAAAGUUUCGGUGAGUCCGCGCGCACUGACACUCCACAGCAACCCGAGCGACCUGUUGAGUCCGCGCGCGCAGUCACGGAGCGGAAAAAGCGUCAAAAGCCGCUGGAGCGGGACUCGAACAACACUGGACUUAUUUAUUACAAAUCGCUAUCAGAGGGCGCUCUUUGCAAUUUUUUUUUUUUUUGUAAGUCCCAUGUGACAUUUUAUUAUCCGAGAGUUUAUUUAUUGAAGCGGUCAGUCCUUUAUAGUGACUGAAGAAGGGACACUGUUUUGUUUUGUUUUGUUUUUUAACCCAAUGAAACAAAAGACGAGAACAACCCGGACGGCAAGGUAAAAGUGUGUGUGUAUGUUUUUUUUUUCUUCAGUUGCAGGUGAUCCUCGGAAGUUACUUCUGAAGAAACGUCUGGAUUAAUCAGAGACGGAAUUUGGGACUUUCAUAAAACAUUACUUGUCUUUUACUUUCGUCUUGAGCGUAUUAUUUCCGCCCUGCGUGUGUAUGAACGUUUGCUAAAAACGAAACGAUGGAAGUGAGCGCGGAGCAGACCCGCUGGAUAGGCCACCACCCUCACCAUCACCCUCACCCGGUGCUGAACGGGCAGCACGCGGAGCCGCACCACCCCGGACUCGGCCACUCGUACAUGGAGCCGCAGUAUCCGCUCGAGGAAAUGGACGUGCUGUUCAACAUCGACGGACAGAGCGGCCACCCGUACUACGGGAACCGGGCCGUGCAGAGGUACCCGCCGCCUCACGGUAGUCAGAUGUGUCGCCCGUCACUGCUGCACGGCUCUCUACCAUGGUUGGAGAGCAGUAAAGGGAUCGGAACACACCAUGGGGCCUCGCCCUGGAACCUGGGCCCCCCUUUUCCUAAAGCGCCACUGCACCACAGCUCCCCAGGGCCUCUGUCUGUCUACCCUCCUCCGCCCUCGUCCUCUUCUUCUUCCUCUUCUUCCUCAUCACUGUCGGCCGGCCAUGCCAGCCCUCACCUCUUCACGUUCCCUCCCACUCCUCCAAAAGAUGUGUCCCCAGACCCAGCUGUGUCGACACAGUCUUCUGGUUCUUCACUGCGGCCCGAAGACAAAGAAUGCAUCAAGUACCAGCUGCCCGAGGGCAUGAAGCUGGAUGCGGCCCACGGCCGUGGCAUGGCCAUCGGAGCAGGCACAGUGGCAUCCUCCUCCUCUGCCGCGCAUCACCCCAUCGCAACUUACCCUCCCUAUGUGUCCGAUUACGGGCCGGGGCUCUUCCCACCCAGCAGCCUGCUAGAGGGCCGGGAAUGCGUGAACUGCGGAGCCACUUCCACCCCUCUGUGGCGGCGGGACGGAACCGGCCACUACCUGUGUAACGCGUGCGGACUUUACCACAAGAUGAACGGGCAGAACCGACCUCUUAUCAAGCCCAAACGGAGACUGUCUGCUGCACGGCGAGCGGGAACCUCCUGUGCAAACUGUCAAACGACCACGACGACGCUGUGGAGGAGAAACGCCAACGGUGACCCGGUGUGCAAUGCCUGCGGCCUCUACUUUAAACUGCACAAUAUCAAUCGACCACUCACGAUGAAGAAGGAAGGCAUCCAGACCCGCAACAGGAAGAUGUCCAGCAAGUCCAAGAAGAGCAAAAAGUCGCAGGACAGCAUGGACGACUUCUCCAAGAGCCUGAUGGAGAAGAGCAGUUCGUUCAGCCCAGCCGCCUUGUCGCGUCACAUGACCUCAUUCCCGCCCUUCUCGCACUCGGGCCACAUGCUGACCACGCCCACUCCCAUGCACCCCUCCUCCAGCUUGCCCUUCACCCCCCACCACCCCUCCAGUAUGGUGACCGCUAUGGGUUAGGCUACCUCCAACCCUGACCGUGACCUCAGCCUCAACCACAACUCCUCAACCUUUGACCCUCAACCCCUAAACCUGCUCUCUCCUGGCCCACAGAUGACUGCUAUGAGCCCUGUAAAACUUUUGUACACUCCUUCUCACCAACAUGAGAGAGAAAGUUUGUGUGUGUGAAAGAGAGAGAGAGAGAGAGAGAGAAAGAGACUUUUUUCAUCCUCCAUUCUUGAAGCCUUGACAGUGAGCUUACAUUAUCACGUCACCACCAUUAUUCGUGUACAGGUUCCCUCUCUCAUCGCACACACCCCCUAAAGUGAAGCAGAACGGUUGAAAGAUCGGAAAAGUUCUCCAUCCAUCCAUCCAACCAUCCAUCCAUCCAACCAUCCAUCCAUCCAACCUUUUAUUCAUCCCUCCAUGUCAAUUAACUCAUCAUCCUUUCCUUUGGUUUUCCUCAACGAGAGAUAAGAACUCUGAUCUGUGAAAACCACAGAGGAGACAGACUCUGCAUAUAUUUGUACAAAUUGUAUGAAAUACAGUACAUUUAAAAGACUUUUUAAAAGAGAGAAAAAAGACUAACAAGGAGUGGGGGGGGAAAAGUCCACGGGCAGCUAACGACAAGAAGGGUACGACUUAAACCUGGAGGAAAGACAAGACAUUGUAGCGGCUCUUCCUUGUAAAGAAGGAAACAGAGACAGAAAGAAAAGAAGUGAGAAUAAAGGAAUGUGGGCUUUCUGUGUAAUGGAACGGUGUGUAACGCAUUAACGCUUGUGUAGUCAGGUCUGUUCCUCUGACUGCCAGCUACUCUUCUGGAUGUGUAAUAGGUCUUGGGCAAUCGGUUUAUGUUCACACACACACACACACACACACACACACACACACACACACACACACACACACACACACACACACACACA